GGACAAUUUACGGCUCCUAUCUUAGGACCUUACUACGUCAUAAGAUACCGCCACUACCUUAAGUAUUACCGAGACCGACCUCUCGUCAAUAUUUAUUUUACCGAACAAGCAGUAUCCUAUUCAAGGUUAGUAUCUCUGUAUAGAGAAAACCAGCUUUCCCUUAUAGAUUAUAAAAUAGUAAUAAGCAACGUAGCGGCCAAUAAAUCAUAUUAUAUAUUUACUAGCCAACGCGACUAUAAUAUUCUAAGAGAUCAGUCUCUAUCGUAUAAUCCCAGCACACCUAUUCUAGCUAGAGACAAAACGGAGCCUGCAAAUCAGCGGCUCUUUAGAUAUAGCUCUAAGACAGAUGCAGAGCCCGGAAAAUCUAGUCCUAUACCCGUUAUAGAAACACACUCUAUCCAGUCACAAGCCACGGACCCUAUAGCAACUUACAACGGCUAUUCAGAAACGCAGAGCGACAGCAGCGAGGCCGAUUUAAUAGUUUAUUAG
Messenger RNA from Penicillium alfredii, 489 nucleotides. RefSeq lists its product as uncharacterized. The annotation marks the transcript as partial. The transcript has 2 exons. Lineage: Eukaryota; Fungi; Ascomycota; Eurotiomycetes; Eurotiales; Aspergillaceae. The record is from RefSeq and is a predicted model, not a curated record.